UACAGCUACACCUCUGUCCGAGCUUCACUCCACAUUCGAUCCUUCGAAUCCUGACAUCCUAAGACUCAGCACUACUAGUAUCCAAAAUGUCCUCCUCUUCUGUCAAACCCAAGAUCAAAAUCGCCUGGUCGAUCGACUUCGACGCCGUAUCCGGCUGGCUCGGGACAGGCCAGAAUCCCAAGAACACCACAUCAGACUACUCAUCAGGCUACUUCAGUGCUACGACAGGCGUCCCACGUCUCCUCAAACUCCUCUCCAAACUCGGUCUAUCCGACAAAGUCACCUGGUGCAUCCCAGGCCACUCCAUCGAGACCUUUCCUCAGCAGACACAAGCGAUCGUAGCUAGCGGAGCCGAAAUCGCCAUCCAUGGCUACGCACAUGAAUCCGCAUCGCAACUGACCGCCGAGCAAGAAGAAGACGUGUUGAAGAAAUGUGUUUCAUUGAUCGAAGGACUGACUGGCAAGAAACCGGUCGGGUAUCGUGCACCACUAUAUCAAUUAUCCGAACGAACGAUUGCACUUUUGCAGAAAUACGAUUUUCUGUGGGAUUCUUCGCUGUCGCACUUUGAUAGCACUCCAUACUUCUUACCUCGAGAUCCCGCUCUGCUGCCGACGAUAGACUUCCGCGCGGAUGCGAAUGCCGUGGACUGGAUGGUUCCGAGCCCGGAUUUCACGGCUUUGCCGAAAAGUGAAUUGGUAGAGAUUCCUGCGAACUGGUAUGCGGAGGAUAUGACUCCGUUGCAAUUCUUUCCGAAUGUGCAGAAUUCGGCGGGAUAUGUGGAUGUGAGAGUGGUGGAGAAUAUGUGGAAGGAUAGGUUUGAAUGGUUGAGGAGUGAGAUUGCGGAUGGGAGGGAUGAUACGGUGAUUUUUAGCAUUAUUAUUCAUCCGGAUACGAGUGGGAUGGCGCAUGUGAUUGGCAUGGUUGAGAGGUUCUUGAAGUGGUUGCAGAGCUUUGGUGAUGAGGUCGAGUUCUUGACUUAUAGGCAGAUUGCGGAGGAGUGGCGUGCAGGUCAGAAGAGAAGUUGUUCUUGCGUAGUCGACGCUAGUAGCCCUUUUACCUGAAGCAUCAGCUACUGGGCAGUUUCUUGAAGUACGAAUCCUAUGCCCUCUUUCUCGUCAACAUCACCGAUACUGUCAGCUUCUUGUGCUGCCUGCUUAGGGGCUAGACUUUCAAUGGGCUGCGCUGCGUAUGCCAGGGGCUCGUAGCGCAUGUGUUCCAUGACAAACAAGCUGCUUCAUGACUGAGCGAACGGGCUGCAGGCGCAACAUAGCACCUCCCUACGAACCAUGCUGGUGUACGCACACGCAUGUUCAGCAUGAAGUCUAACACUGACAGAUCUACUGUGCAUCUCGGUCGAGGUGGGGUUUAAUCUUGGAGCAACGCGGCAGGUGUAACAGCGAGGUCACAAU
Messenger RNA from Cercospora beticola, 1409 nucleotides. RefSeq lists its product as uncharacterized. The record is from RefSeq and is a predicted model, not a curated record. Gene Ontology annotation, biological process: carbohydrate metabolic process. Gene Ontology annotation, molecular function: hydrolase activity, acting on carbon-nitrogen (but not peptide) bonds. Lineage: Eukaryota; Fungi; Ascomycota; Dothideomycetes; Mycosphaerellales; Mycosphaerellaceae.